AUGGUGGGAAGAAGACCCAGAACCGUCAACUCGGCCACCGAUUGGCACGGGACCAUGCCGUCUCGUCAGCCGUCUUCCAUCCGCCGACGGUAUCGAGAUGACGAUGAAGAAACCGGACUCCAUUCCAACAUCCACGACGACCGCGCCAAGGUCACCUCUUUCAGCGGCUUCAAAGAUGCCCGACACCUGGCCAUCGCCGAACAGCGUCGCAUUGACUUGAAACAGAGGGUGCUCGAUGGCAUGAAAGGCUUAUCCUCCUGGGAGGAACACUGUCGCAAGUCCGAUGCCGAGCUCAAAGCCAUCAAAAACAAGAAUAUCAGGAGAUACUACGAGUCCCAAAACGAGACGCUCGAUAGCUGGGUCGAGGUUGACGCUUUGGUCAUGGCCGUUGCCGAUGAUGUCAUUGACAGCAUGAAUCCCGACGCCGAUAGGGACGGCAUUGCCGAACGCCGUGUUCCCCUCGCCGACUCCAAAGGCGCCGUUGAAGCAUUUCUGCCUCCCGAGCACAUCGAGAAGCGCCGCCGUGAUGAACGAAACGCGAAAUGGGCUAUAAACACCAAUGUCAUCGCCAAUGUGUUCAUGCUCAUUGGCAAGCUGGUCAGUCUACGCUUUAGUCCAUCGCUUUCCUUGGCUGCCAGCACCGCGGACUCGGCCUUGGACUUGUUCUGUACCUUGAUUAUUUACAGUACCAACCGCAUUGUCUCCUGGCGUCUGCGCGCUCUACGGCUCAAGUACCCCGUCGGAAGGCGGCGCCUCGAACCCAUCGGGAUUCUUGUCUUCAGUGUCAUCAUGGUUGUUUCCUUUAUCCAGAUCCUUCAAGAGUCGGUCAAGAAGCUGUUACCUGGCGGUGACAGAGAUGUUGCGCCGCUGCCUCCUGUUGCUAUUGGUGCCAUGGCUGCCAAUGCCAUCAUCAAGGGCAUCAUCGGGCUCAUAUGCAGACCCAUCAAGACGACGCAGGUACAAGCGCUGGUGCAGGACUGCAAGACCGAUGUGUACUUCAACACCGCCUCUCUCCUCUUCCCCCUGAUUGGUGUUGCUGCCCAGAUCUGGUGGCUGGAUCCCCUCGGUGCAACUUUAUUAGCCCUCUAUGUCAUCUGUGACUGGGCUGAGACGUGCAUCGAAAACAUCAGCCGCUUGACCGGAAGCAGUGUAGAUGAUGCCUUGCAAAAGAAGCUGAUGUAUCUCGCCUUCCGCUUUUCCCCUGUCGUUGCAGGCUUCAAGUCGUUGACGGCAUACCAUGCUGGCGAUGGUGUUUGGGUCGAGCUGGACAUAUUGUUGGAUGAGAGCACCUCGCUGCCUUUGGCACAUGAUAUUGCCGAGACGCUGCAGUAUUGCUACGAGAGUCUUCAGGAAGUGGACAGAGCUUUUGUCACGGUGGACUAUUCCACCUUGGGCCCUACGGGACAUAACGAGUGUGAUUGAUCGGUACGCUGUGGUGAGGGAGAUGGUCUGGGUUGUGGUACGUCGUGGAGAUCUCAGUGUCACUGCCCGUUACCACAGACUUAGUACUUCCGCCGAGCCGAGGCUGUCACUGCGACCAAAGUGUUCGUGUUGGACGGCUGUGUCUGGGUUUUGCCUCAUGAAUUUACUAACACAGCUAUUCUCGUACUUGUGAUGCAGAUCUGCAGUUUGAACGGGCAAUUGAGCCCAACAGGGCAGAUUCUCAAGG
Molecule: messenger RNA, 1669 nt
Organism: Neurospora tetrasperma FGSC 2508
Lineage: Eukaryota; Fungi; Ascomycota; Sordariomycetes; Sordariales; Sordariaceae
Exons: 2
Coding region: 1-1422 (473 amino acids)
Biological process (GO): transmembrane transport; monoatomic cation transport
Cellular component (GO): membrane
Molecular function (GO): monoatomic cation transmembrane transporter activity
Source: RefSeq, a predicted model, not a curated record